Pocillopora verrucosa is the source of this 3204-nucleotide messenger RNA. Lineage: Eukaryota; Metazoa; Cnidaria; Anthozoa; Scleractinia; Pocilloporidae. The record is from RefSeq and is a predicted model, not a curated record.
GAUUUUCUUCUUAGGAUGUUCUUUAUCGUUCAUGCAUUCCUGUUUGCUCUCACUUGGUGCCUCCCUGCCUGGGGAAAACUUCAGGCAAACUGUUCGUCCGGCAUGAAUGUUUCAAAUUCCCUGAAUGCAGUGACAGAGAUCAGUGGCAGACUACCUGACGAUAAUAAUUUACAACGUUCCUGCGUGUUGAAGUUGGACAAACCUAGUAGCUUUUUACGAGUGAGUACUCGAAGGAAUGACAACAAAAGAGGUUUCUUGCAUGUUUUUCUGUACCACGCCGAUGGAUCAUCCUUACUUGGUCACCUGAACGUUUCAGAACCAUCAACAGUUUGGAACACUCUGAACAUUUGUCCCACCGGUUUGACUAAUAAUGUAACCACAGGGAAGAAGUUGUUAUCCGUGGUUGGAAAAGGCAGUGGGCUUUCCUUCACAGUGCAAAUAGCCGAAGGUGCAUCAGAAAUUGCGCUUGAUCAACCACACACAGUCAAUGUCCAGGGAGAUGAGGUGAGCGUGUUCCAGUUCAUUCCACCCCAAGGUAUCUCUGAUAAACAACUGGACAUUACUGCCACGUCACAGUCAAACCUUGCUGCUUACUUAAAGGUAUCACACAUAUGCGAAGAUGUCCAGGAAAACUUAGAAGUUGUGGAUUACAAAAAGGAAUCUCUUCGACUUUCCUUUGCCACAAAAGGACGGAUAACUUUAUCCAGAGCUUCCAUUCCCUCUUUAACUGAUUCCACCUCUAGAUGGUUCAUUGGAAUUGGUUUGAAGAACGUGUCAGGUGACGUCAAAUUUAGUGAGUCAAAAAAUGUCACUUUAAAGCUGACAAGGUCGUUUGAUUAUAACUAUGCCAUACCUGUUUCUGCCCUAUUACUCGCAUCACUUCUGGGUGGUAUAGUAGUGUCUAUCAUGGCACAUUUUCUUUUUAAAGAGUCCCUCUCUGAGAUAAGGUUUGGUGGCGCAACUGUAAUGGCCAACAUGAAUGGUGCGAUGGGUAUACAACUCCAGUUCCUUCCACCAGGUGAUCAAGCCAAUAGUAAUCGAAUUCAAACUAACCUAAAAAUUUCAUGUUGCGAUCUGUGGGAGGUAAUCAGAUAUCACUGGUUUUCCUUUGGUCCAAAGACCUAUUCCUACAUCACAGGUAUUGUGGGUAAUGUGCUUAUGGUAGGUGCUUUUCAGUUCGUGUUUGCAAACUGGUAUACGAUGAUUCAGGAAGGGAACAGAGAUAAUUGUUACUACAACGACUUUUGUUAUAGAGUUACAAAUCAUGAUAUUCCGUUUAACUUGAUGAUAAGUAACUUACCAUAUAUAAUCCACGGUCUAAUCUUAGCUGUGUGGGUACUGAUACUGGAAACCAAGCUAAAUGUGCGGUUCAAAAGCAUCGCGGCCAGCCGCACAGGCACUGGAGCCGCCGUGGCAUGGGGAUCCGAGCUACCAAACCAUGUUCUGUUAUGUCCUGAAACUAACUUUCAUAUUUUGGAAGGAGGUAUUCCAAACACAAUCAUCGCAGAGCCUGAAAGCAAAAAAAUUAUUGCCGCAGCACUGAAAAAGAAGUACUGUUAUUCCAUUGGGUAUGCGUUUUCCUGGGCUUUGGUUUUCCAGGGAUUAUUUUCCACUCUUUACCACUUAUGCCCGAGCAGCUUCACAUUUCAGUUUGAUUCGGCUUUUAUGUUUAUCAUAGCUGGUUUAUCUGUGCUGUUUUUGUAUAAUGGCUUUGAGCAGAAUCGUUGUCCUUCUUCCGAAAAUGUGAAGUACCCUGUGGGUGCCUCUAAUUUCUUCCUUUUUUUUAUUGUGCCUCUCUUUAUUUUUAACUACUUUGGUACGCUCUUUAACUCUGAUUCUGGGCUUAGCAAACCACUACAGAACUUUUUCUUCGCAUUCCUGAUCAUUUGGUGGCUUUUGAUGGUUUAUUGGGCUUUUUAUAAGUUAAAUAUCCACCAAGGAGUAUGCCGAAAUGCAUGUAAUGUGUUUUUAUUCAUUUUGGGUGGCCUGGUAGUACCCUUGGGGCUCUUUUUGUGUUUUUUGUUCACCAAUCUGUCACAGGUGUUUCUGUAUACCUGCAUUAUUUGUAGCAUCAUUGCUGUCCUCGCUAAACUUAGGCCCUGGAGAAAGCUGUGCUGUUGCUGUGAAUGCAGGCGCAAUUGCCCAACGGCCAAGGAAAUUUAUCAAAGGCUUUUCAUCUUCCUCACUUUCAUCGUUUUGGUCGGAGCUUUUGGCGUUUUCAAAUCGCUGCCCACCACAAGCAAAUCGUCGACGCCAGAAAACUCCCGUGACCAAAACGAAGAAUGUGCUUUUCUGGAAUUUUUCGAUUGGCACGAUCUUUGGCAUUUUUUGUCCUCCUUUGGUGUCCUAAUGGCCACAAUUGUUAUCAUGUUUUUAAGUUCUGAACCCGUGUAAAAGUCGUAGGCUUCAGAAUAUGUAAUGUAAGGGAGUGCAAUGUAAAACUCCACAUAAUAGAGAAGUUUUCAAUUGCAUGUCAAAAUUAAUCUAGGAUUGCUUUGUUUGCUUUAUUUCGGUCUGUGAAUGGUGUAGAAAACGCGCACAUUCUUCAACCAAUUAGAUGCAAAACAAAAAUAAAUCGCGACUUUGUCCACCGCGAUUUCCCGCGCUAUUGGUAGUUUGCUUGUAUAAUUUGUGUUCUCAUCGGCUGUUGAUAAUGUUAACCAUCGUUAUGAUUGCUUGUUAGGAUUUAGAGGUUUUGGUUUUUCGAAAGUCAGUUGAAAACUGCUCUUACAGACGUGGUGAUGAUGGUGGGAUUUAGACUAUAAAGGGGGUAAGUUUCUGAAGAAAGUGUGAUGCUGCGUCGGUGAGAGAGUAUAACAGGGUAAUUUAGUGUUCUCAACUAAGUUGAUGAUGUAAAUUGGCCACUGUACAGAGUUUUAAAGCUGACGUUUUGAGUGUUAGCCCUUCGUCAGAGCGAAUGGUUUUUCAUUUUUCGGAUUUAGAUUAUAGCCGAGGUGAACAUAGUCUCCUAUACUAGUAGGAUUUAACAUUAGGCCUUCAUGUCAAGUAAAUAUCGCAUUGUAUUGGUUUCACUUUGGUGAAAUCAAAGGACAUUCUGAAUUUAAAAUGAAAGCAUGGGGCAAGUACAGGUGGUGGUGGACAAUGGGUCCAUAAACUCUUCAAUAGUCGCCAAAGGACGCUUAAUAUAUAGAAGGUUUUGAAAAACUGAUACGCGUGUAAGAUAAUCGUAAGGGACGUAUCAUU